AUGUUACUCAGUGUGCCGUGCGAUCAGGCGCGCACCGCUCGUGUCGGGAGUGACAGUGAUAGUGACAGUGAGUUGAGAGUUACUCGUAUACUUACAUCUGUACCUGCAUGAAGUAUUUCUUCCAUCGAACUAUUAAACUUAAGAAGGAGCUAUAAGCGAAGAUUAGAAAUGAAGGUGUGUUGGUGGCUGCUGGUGCUAGCGCUGGGCCUGACCCGAGGCGACACAGACUGGAGCAGUAACUGCCCCAGCAUCUGCAAGUGCAAGUGGAACUCGGGCAAGAAAGUGGCGGAAUGUACAAGUCAAGGACUGUCCACGGUCCCGGACCGUCUCAGCCCCGAGGUGCAGUCGAUAGACUUGUCGGGCAACACACUGCACUCUCUGCCCAGCGAGGCCUUCAGGGCCGUGGGUCUGGUAAACCUGCACAAGAUAUACCUCCGCGAGUGCGGCAUCGUGGAACUGCACAAGGACGCUUUCAAAGGUCUCGAGAUCCUGAUAGAACUGGACAUCUCGAACAACAGGAUACACAGUCUCCACCCGGGAACGUUCCGGGACAACGUGCGUCUCAGGAUACUGAUGAUGCACCACAACCCCAUCACCAAGCUGGAGGACGGUCUGUUCACCAACAUGACGUACCUGCAGACGAUAGACGUCACCAACUGCCACCUCUCCCACAUCGGCCACAAGACUUUCGUCAACGUACCGGUGCUGCACAACCUGCUGUUGGCGGACAACGGUCUGGUCCAUAUGAAGGUGGCGGUGGUCGAACCCCUGACGCGGCUCGUAAGUCUCGACCUCCGCAACAACCCCUGGCGCUGCGACUGCCACCUCAAGGCUUUCCGCGACUGGACCAUGGAGAAGAACCUCUACGCGGACCCGACCACGUGUGCCGAACCCUCCUACCUUGCCAACCAGAAGUGGUCCGAGAUCGAACCCUCCAAGUUCGCUUGCAAACCGCAGAUCAUCUACCCGCCACCGGACAAGACCACGACGGUCGAGGCCCUCGGGGAAGAAGUGACGUUGAGCUGCAAGGUGGCAGGCAACCCUCAGCCUGAGGUCUACUGGGUUGUCAACUCCAGGAUCAUCUCCAACAGUACCAGAUCUAGUUAUGGAGAUUCGAGGUACACUGUUCGCGAAGGCGGCGGCUGGGUUAACUUGACUCUCGGCAGAGUUCGAGUCCAGGACCGUGGAGAACUGACCUGCGUGGCUAAGAGUCCAGGGGGUGUGGACGAGCGCAAUGUCACCCUACUCGUCCCUCCAGGCUCCGGACAUCCCCACUCCUCCAGAGGUGGAGAGAACUGGCCACUGAUCCUGGGACUGAUCACGGGUCUGAUCGCACUGCUGGUCGUGGUGCUGGUGCUGUGUUGCUGCCUCUGCCGCAGGAGUCGCCGCCGCCCUCCACCCAAGAAGAUGCCCGACGCCCCGAACGGCGAUCUCGCACACCCAGAGAAGAGCCUGCUCACGGUGGUAAAUCCUGUGCAGAAGCCACCGCGUCGCUACGAGGACAGACCGGCUGAACUGGCCGAGGUCAACCGAAACCUGCUGGACGACACGGGUACCAGUGUUGGGGGUGACUUCGAGGACAGGUCCACUGAGUCCGCAGCCACAACUCCCUGCGUGGAACCUCCCCACUACCCUCCCGACUUGUUGGCCUUUCCUCGAGGCAUGAGCAGUCCGCCACACCUCUCUUCACCCACCCACGGCACAUUGCCAUACUCCAGGUCUCAGUCACCGUUCUCACCCACACGUCCCGGGUAUGUAACCAUACCCAGGAGGCCCAGGGUGCCCAGCUGGUCCAGUGCUCCCACCCCGACACUACUGGAAGAUCCCCUGGGACUACUUAAGUUGGAGCCGGUGUACGACAACCUGGGUCCUCGCACCACGGCAGAUGGCAGCUCUGUGUUGAGUCUUAACAAGAGUGUGGCAGAGCCUCAAGCCAGGCCUCGACCUCAGGUCCCACCUCAACACUGCAGUACUCUGCCCACCCCGCGCAAGGUGCCCCGCCAGGCCCCCGAGGGUGCCCCGCUCCCACGCACAGUGUCUGCUGAGGGUCCGCUCUCACCUACUAGGCCCAAGGUGCCGCCCAAACCUCCGCCAAAGCCCAAGAAAAACGGACCCCUGUACGAGGACGAGGGAGAAGAUGGCACAGAAGUCUGAGGUCUGGUGUUUCCUCGUCUGGGUAGCUGGCAGAUAGCAGCUGUGUUCCUGGCCUGAGGGGUGGCACUGUGCCGGGGGUGUGAAUAGUUACGACAGGGUACAAGAAACAUGACAUUUGUGUUAGGAUUACGGCAGCUAAUUAUUCCGGAAGUCUCAUCAACCUUAUGGCGUCGUAAGAUUUCCGUGAUGUAGUCGAGUAUGAAACUUUUACUGCAUCGGUAGCUAGACCUUUCCCGUGCACUAUGAGGUGGUUCAUCGGAAAGCAGCUCACCUACUUUUAGUGCAGACAAACGAAUAGCAAAAUAGUGUAAAAUAUUCUCUACUGAAAUGAUCUAUUUGAUGACAACAAAUACUUGUGUUGUUUCUGAGAACCAUGACUUUUCAAUCAGUAUUAACUGGGUGCAUGUUUCAAGGUUCUUCUUCAGAGUAUAGAAUGCAGUUGGGAAAUUGUUUUCAGAUUAUCUGCUCCAAGUUUGUUUACUUUGUAAAUAGUUCCCCUCAGAGAUAAAGAUCUCACUCAGACAAAUGUACCAACUGCAUUUCUUACUUGGAAUAACCUUUGUGUGAGCUGCUUGUAAAUGAACCAUUUAAAUUGAUAUUAUAUAAUUUCUAAUUCCUUCAGAAGUUAAAAACUGUGUUUUUCAACUUUCUAAUAUUUAUCUUUAGAUUCGUUUAAAUUUCUAGGUGCUUUGAAGUUUUAAUUAAACCGUUAGUAAACAGUAAAAUAAGUAGUAAAACUUGACGAACAAGCAUUGAGUUUUAAUUUACUUGUUAGGUGUAUGUUGGUUGAUACCAGUUAGAAAAUUUAUCACGGUGCCUCUGUUUGGUGACAAAAUCUACUUUUAGAUUUGGAGUUAGAUAAUAUAUGUAUGUUGUAGCAUAAAAUGACAUAGUUUUUAAUUUUCUUCUCGUAUUAAAGUGUUAGUUUCACCAUUUUUGCAUAAGUGAUUCAAAAAAUUGCCAAUGAUUUUCACUUGCUGGGUGCUAGCUUAAAACGAAACAGAGUAUGAUGAGCUACAUUAUAAAACAAUGUGGCUUGCUAGAAAAAAACCACAUUUAUUCCAAAGCAUGUAUGUCCUUUAACAUCACUAAAAUAUUUUAUUUUGUAAAAUCUGAUCAAAGAUUUCUGAAUAACUCAAAAAUAAGAGUCGAAAAGAGAGAGUGGUUUGUUGUUGUUAAACUAUUAAGUUUAAUGAAAUUGUUUAGCCCUUUUUCAUUUCCAAAUACCGUACACGGUAUUAAAUCAAAACGUUUUAAAUACAACUACUGAGUAAAUAUAAAAAAACAACUCUAUCUUCUAUACUACAAUUUCUCUUGAAUGUUACUACGACUCGUAAUAAAAACAUAAGUGCAGUGUAAAUGUAACUUCCAUUCUGAAUCAAACUAGCGAAGUUGAAUGAAACAUGAAAUAUAUUAGAAGUGGGAGCUGGGGUUAGUCCCUUUGAUUGAUGUAUUGAUUGUUAUGGAACAUUAUAAAUAAAUGAGGUUAAUACAACAUAAUGCAGAUGGUAAUGUUGGGGUUGAUCUCUUUCAAUUUACAUGACGCUACGUAAUUGAUCAACAACGAUUUGUUGCUGUAAGUCAGUAUAAAAAUUCAGUUCCAUGCGAACAAUUACAGUACUAUAUAUGUUUUCACAACAUUUAAUUCAGGUAGAUUUGGCUGAUCCUAAAAAAUGGACAGGCUAUUGUUGUUGUUGUUUGUGUAAUGGUAGCAAUUUUAAUUACAGUCAAACUCCAUAAAAUUAGGAACACAUCAGUAAUUCUGUGAUGAUCAAAUAUAGCACAAGUACAAUCCGUGGUUCACAAUAAUAUGAAUUAAUUCUAGAAUCAUCAGUUUUAAAGAGAUUUUAUGUCUCUGUAAUACUAAACUUAAUAUGAAGGCAUUGCACAGAAAUUUGAUCUUUUUGUUCUUAGGCUUACGCGGCGUGUCAUAAUUAACACGAAAGUCUUCCGGUUCACACCGGGUCAAAACAUUGCUUACGCGAUCUAAUACUCAAAAUAUUUUGGCCUCGUUGUCGUAAGCCAUGAUCAGUCAACAGAUAUUGAACCGAAACACACUCGCCUCUGAAAUAUUUUAAGAAUGUGAUUAUUGUGUAAGCAAUGUUUCGACGUGGUGUGAACUAAGAAGACUUUAGUAUUUGAUUUUUGACCUAGACAGGACAUUUUUAAAUCCGUGUUGUAUGUCUAUCUGUUUGUACGAUAAUACUUGAUAAAAAGGUCUGAAAAACUUGGUACUUAGGUUUCACAUGGUCUAAACAAGAACCUUAUUGAUUUUGGGAUCAAAAGGUCAAAAUCAAAGGUAAAAAUAAAACUAAAAAUUUUUAUAUUAGUCUCAUGAAUAGCCAUAAUUGCACCAGAAAAUGCAAAUAAAAUAAAAUUGAUAUUAAAAACCAAGUGCAAUCAUAUGAGUUGUAUCAUGUGACGCAGUUACUUUGUUGGAUUGUUUGGGCUUGUUACAUUCUUCGAUACUCCGUUGUUUGGUACGUUAAUAAAUUGUUCAUUAUUAAAUUACUUAAAAACUGAACAAGGAAUCAAACCAGUAAAACUUACCCUGCAAAUUCCAUAAUCUUGUAAAAUAAAUUUGAAAAACUGCUGUUGCUAUUUGUUUUUAUCUGAUAUGAUUGACUCUUUAGUACAUUUGAUUUUUAUUUUACUCUAGCUUAAGUUGGUACACUGGUUAGCUAUUGGAUGCUCAUCUGAGGCUUCGCUUUAACAUGGAGCUAAAGUUUAAAAAUGCCUAAUAAAUAGGAAUUUGUCUCAAAUCCUUAAAUUUUCUAUUUUAGACAUGUUUAUAAAUUAUUUUCAAUAUAGAGUUUCUUAUUGGAAAAUCUAUACUAAAUAUAAAUUACAAACAGUAUUAACAAAUGACCGUAGUUUUUACAAUUCAUGAUAAUGGAGAUACAAAAUCUCACUUUCUACAUUGAAGAAUUUUGGAUUUGACACGAACUUUAGCCCCAUGUUAAAAAGCAGAGCCUCAGAUGCGUGGUUGACAGCUAACUAAACUACCUUUCCCUCUUAAGCUUAAUCAGUGGGUUGUACAACCAAUAGUAAUUCACAACAACAAUUGUUGUUGUCAUGGUAGUUAUUUUUCUAUCAAGGGAAGAAAGUGUAAUUUUACAUUAUAUGCGAUUUCUCUUUACCCUACGAACAAUUUAUGUGACUAAACUUUACAUUUAUGUCUGUAAUCUGAACCACUAUAAUUUUAGAUAACACUAAUUUACGUCUCCUCAGUAGCUAAAGAAUAUUUUUUUGGUGCUUGUGUAAUUAUAAUGGCUGUUUUACUUUAUCCACAGGGAGACAAAAUUACUUCGCUAUGGAGUAAUUAAACCUAUUUAUUUAAGUUUUUUAAUUACCUAAAUUUAAUUAUAGUUCGAUUUAAACCCUUGCUCUAAAUGUGCUCCUGUAUUUAUUAAUUGGUAAUCUCAUACUUGCCAUUAUAUUUAAAUAAUCUAGGAGUCUACGGAUAAAUACAGCAUUUUAAGUGUGUAAUACAGUAAAAGAUUGUGUGCGUUAAUCUGUAAGGUAUCUGUAAAUGUUGUGUAGAGGCUUAGGUGCAAUUGUGGAUAUGUUUAAUUUAUAUACAGGCACAGUGUAAUAGAAUACAGAGUUGAUGAGACUUCCUCUCUGGCAUGUAAAACUGUACAGAAGUAUCGCUUCAGAUAAAUAUGUGUAUUUUAUAAGUUAACAAAAUGAACAAGUUUCCAUUAUUUUUUAUAUACGCUUCCAAAAUGGAACUUUCAGUGCCUUCUUAAUGAAUUGUACAUAAAAGAUGUAAAUACAUAAUUUUAUAUUGUAAAUAACGAGUCUCAUAGUUAUGUUUAUUUUUGUGAAGUCGUUCCUUUUAUGUUAAGACUGAUAUUGUUUUGGUUUAUGUGGGACCACACCUCUGUUACUCGUUUGGACUUGAGAGCAAAAUAAUCGUGUUAAUUUGUGUAAAUAGGAUUUUAUCGUAUGUAUUAUACUUGUCUCUGUUGGCAACGAUUGUCAGUUUACUGUAAAAUCGUAUGUAAAUAAGGAUUAUAUCACAGUUAUCCUGCUAAUAAGUCAAUAUUUAUAUACAUUAGGAAUCUUCUUUUUCAUGUUUAUUCCAUUUUGAAACAUAAAGUACCUUAUUUGUGUCGACCGAACGCAAAUUGUGAAACAUUCAUCAGAUAAUAAAAGCUUUUUGAUUGCCAAACA
Homalodisca vitripennis (glassy-winged sharpshooter) is the source of this 6333-nucleotide messenger RNA. RefSeq names its product leucine-rich repeat-containing protein 24-like. Bases 169 to 2154 code for a protein of 661 amino acids. The record is from RefSeq and is a predicted model, not a curated record. NCBI's taxonomy places the organism in Eukaryota, Metazoa, Arthropoda, Insecta, Hemiptera, Cicadellidae. Gene Ontology annotation, molecular function: protein binding. The transcript has 9 exons.